This is a messenger RNA of Labrus mixtus (cuckoo wrasse), 2848 nucleotides long. Its product is annotated as cadherin-7-like. Gene Ontology annotation, molecular function: calcium ion binding; cadherin binding. The transcript is spliced from 11 exons. Gene Ontology annotation, cellular component: plasma membrane; catenin complex; adherens junction. The coding region runs from base 368 to 2797 and encodes 809 amino acids. Gene Ontology annotation, biological process: homophilic cell-cell adhesion; adherens junction organization; calcium-dependent cell-cell adhesion. The record is from RefSeq and is a predicted model, not a curated record. Lineage: Eukaryota; Metazoa; Chordata; Actinopteri; Labriformes; Labridae.
CUUCAUUGGACAGUCUGUUGUAUCUUUAUUGGACAGUCUGUUGUCUCUUUAUUGGACAGUCUGAUGUCUCUUUAUUGGACAGUCUGAUGUCUCUUUAUUGGACAGUCUGAUGUGUUUCUAUUGGACAGUCUGUUGUCUCUUUAUUGGACAGUCUGAUGUCUCUUUAUUGGACAGUCUGAUGUCUAUUUAUUGGACAGUCUGAUGUCUCUUUAUUGGACAGCCUGUAGUCUAUUUAUUGGACAGUCUGAUGUCUCUUUAUUGGACAGCCUGUAGUCUCUUUAUUGGACAGAUUUUUUGUAGGCGCUUUGUUUUACAUCUCUUUGUUGGACUGUUGGACAUCUUCUAGUUGCAGUGUGUCUACUCAGAGAUGAACAGUCACUUUCUUCAGAGCGCGCUCAUUGUGUUUUUCCUGUUGCUGUGGGAGGAGUCAGGCUGUAAGGCAUUGUCACUGAAGCCCUUCCUCCUGCAUAAGAUAUCAGGAGAAAGGGGAGGUGAUGUGGGAGGAGCACGAGGUGCUGAAGGACAAGUAAGAGGAAUCAACUCCCCCCACAGGAGGAAAAGGAGCUGGGUGUGGAACCAGUUCUUCAUCCUGGAGGAGUAUACUGGAGAUGAGCCGCUGUACGUUGGAAAGCUCCACUCGGAUGUGGAUAAAGGGGACGGUCAGGUGAGGUACUUCCUGAGUGGUGAAGGAGCAAUGUCCAUCUUCACCAUUGAUGAAAACACUGGGGAUAUUCACGCCACCAAGAGGCUGGAUCGGGAACAGCAAGCAUACUUCACCUUGAGAGCUCAGGCUAGAGACAGAAACACCAACCUGCUGGUUGAACCCGAGUCUCUGUUCAUCAUCAAAGUCCAGGACAUCAAUGACAACGAGCCAAAGUUCCUGGACGGACCGUACACAGCCAGGGUACCGGAGAGGUGUCCUGUAGGUACGUCUGUGAUGACAGUUGUGGCGACAGACGAUGACGAUCCAACUUAUGGAAACUCUGCCGGACUAGUUUACAGCCUCCUGCAAGGUCAGCCAUUCUUCUCUGUGGAGCCAAAGACCGGUGUGGUGCGGACGGCUCUUCCUGACAUGGAUCGGGAGAUACGUGAAAGCUACCUACUGGUCGUCCAGGCCAAGGACAUGAUUGGUCAGAUGGGGGGUCUGUCAGGUACUACUUCUGUCACUGUGAUGCUGACUGAUGUCAACGACAACCCGCCUCGUUUCCCCCGCAAGAGUUACCAGUUCAGUGUUCCAGAGUCUGCCAUGGUUUCCACAGUGGUUGCUAAGAUCAAAGCUCUGGAUCUGGAUAUUGGUCUAAACUCUGAGAUGGACUACCGAGUUCUGGAUGGAGAUGGACUGGGAACCUUCCGGGUCAUCACUGACCCAAAUACACAGGAAGGCCUGGUGACUCUACAAAAGGCUCUGGAUUUUGAGGCCAAAUCGAGCUACUUGUUGCGUGUGGAGGCGUCCAAUCACUUUCUGGAUACUCGUUUCCUGUCCAUUGGUCCUUUCAGAGAUGUGGCUGUGCUCCGUCUGCUGGUGGAGAACGUGGACGAGCCUCCAGUCUUCUCUUCAUCCAUUAGUCGAAUGGUGGUCUCUGAAGCAGCUGCAGUGGGAGCUGAGGUGGGGUCAGUUUCAGCUCGAGACCCAGACAACAUCAACAGUCCUAUCAGGUACUCUAUAGACAGGAAGUCCGAUGUGGAGUGUUACUUUAACAUUGAUAGCGUUUCAGGAGUGAUUAGCACAGCCAGGCCUUUGGACAGAGAGAUCAAUGCUGUGCACAACAUCAGCGUCCUGGCCACCGAGAUCUUGGAUCUGUCUCAGGUGGGGAAAUCUGUGGUUCUUAUAUCUGUGACGGACAUUAACGAUAACGCUCCCGGCUUGGCUAACGACUACAAAACAUUUGUAUGUGAGAAUGCAGAACCUGGACAGGUCAUUGAGACCCUGAGUGCAGUGGAUCCUGAUGACCCAGAUAAUGGACAUCACUUCUUGUUCUCUCUGGGUGCUGAGGAUGCUGGGAAUAUGAGUUUCUACCUCAGAGACAAUGAAGACAACACGGUGUCCGUCCUGACUCGUCGUGCUGGUUUCCUGCAACAAGACCAGCCUGUUCACUUCCUGUCAGUGGUGGUGUCAGACGGCGGCGGUCUCUCUCUCAGUAGCACCAACACGCUGUCUAUCACUGUCUGCGACUGUGACGCCCACGGGAACCAUGGCUCCUGCAACUACGAGGAAUCACCACAGCUUGUUGGCUUCAGUACUGCUGCCAUGGUGACAGUCCUCACCUGCAUCCUCGCUGUGCUGUGUGUCGUCAUGGUAACCCUUACUGUCAGGCACAGGGGGAGGGAGCCUCUGAUGACAGAGGGUGAGCAAGAGGUUCGUGAGAACAUUGUUCGUUACGAUGAUGAAGGUGGAGGUGAGGAGGAUACCGAGGCCUAUGACAUGUUUACGUUGAGAACUUUGAACCAAACAAACGAGGUCUGCCACGACACCGACAUGAGCACACCUGAGGACAGUGCAGACAGAUACCUGUUCCAGGUGUUCAUCAGGGACAGACUACAGGAGGCAGACCUAGACAAGACAGAGCCCCCCUAUGACUCUCUGCAGACCUACGCCUUCGAGGGCAGCGGGUCUGCCACACACUCUCUCAGCUCAUUAAACUCCUUCAGGUCAGCACAGUCAGACCACAACUACGACUUCCUGAGAGUUUGGGGGCCCAGGUUCAAGAAGCUUGCAGACCUCUAUGGACCCCAAGAAGUGGGGGGGGCUGCCUCCUUGUCCUCAGAUCAGAGAGAUCACAUCAAAUCAAGCUUUUAGUCAAAGAGUCACAUGGGAUCACUGAGUUCAUCAACAAAGCCUCCACAUUUU